This is a messenger RNA of Auxenochlorella protothecoides, 1932 nucleotides long. RefSeq lists its product as hypothetical. The record is from RefSeq and is a predicted model, not a curated record. The coding region runs from base 1 to 1932 and encodes 643 amino acids. The transcript has 12 exons. NCBI's taxonomy places the organism in Eukaryota, Viridiplantae, Chlorophyta, Trebouxiophyceae, Chlorellales, Chlorellaceae.
AUGAGGUCCUCGAGCCUGCGAUGGAUCCUGAGCCUGGCCCUCCUGUCGAUCACCCUGCUAGACGCGCAUGGGCGGUCCUUACUGCAGGGCGGGCCUGUGUGCGACUCGAAAGCUGCGCCCUCCUCCUCCACAGGGGGCGCCCAGGAUGUCGCCAACUUCCGCGCCAACCUGAACGCUUCGUACCUGCCUUUGCCAUCCGACGUGACCUUCAAUGGCAUCAUCAAGGACUACUACUUUGACACGACCGGCGAGACGUCCCAGCUCUGCACCGAGCUCUUCUGCCCGAUCUACUCCAUUGGCACUUCGCCCCAGCCGGCCCUCGUCCAGGCGGCAGAUGGGCCAGACUCCCGAACGAACGCCAGCGAUCUGUAUAUGGCAGUUGGCCUGGAUUCCGGGAUCCAGGCCGAUCAAUUUUCGCGCAAGAAGCUGAACCUGGUGCUCCUGCUCGACGUCUCAGGCAGCAUGGACAGCCCCUUUAAUAACUACUACUACGAUCAGGUGCAGGGAAGGGUCAAGCGUGUGAACUAUGGGAACUUGAGCAUUCGCCAUGUGCACUCAGUCGUGUUUGGAGUGCAGCAGAACCUGACGGAUGAAGAGCAGCGCAAGACCAAGAUCCAGGUGGCACAGGAAGUGCUGACCGGCAUUCUGGACCUCCUCGGACCGGAGGAUCGGGUCUCAAUCGUCCUGUUCUCCACUGACGCCUGUCAGCCGCUGCCGCUGGGCAAGGUUGGGUGCCUGGACGUGAAGGCCCUCAAGGCAGACAUUGAGAGGGAUGUCAAGGCGACCGACUCGACCAACACUGGGGCUGGCAUGAAGCUGGCCAUCAAGACAUUGGAGGAGUGUGAGGCCUGUUUGUCUGCAGACCCUAAUGAGUGGGAGAACCGGAUCGUCCUCAUGACUGAUGCGCAAACCAACGAAGGCGCAGUGGAAGAUUCGGAGCUGAAGAGCAUUCUGGAGGAUGCCGCUGCCAAGGGCAUCUACUUCACGAUCGUCGGCAUCGGCCUCGACUUCCAGACCACCCUGGUGGAGCUCAUCACCCAAGUCAGCGGCGCCAACUACUUCUCCGUGCACUCUCCUGGGGAGUUCCAGAAGCUCCUGGUGUCCCAAUUUAACUACAGCGUCACCCCGCUCGUCUUUGAUUUGACCCUGGAGAUCCAGAGCCCCCUGGGCCUGGCCUCAGAGGACGGCUGGCGCAUCCUGCAGGCGUACGGCUCGCCCAACAACGACUCGACCCUUACUCCGGAUGGAAAGAUUCUCAGCGUCAAGACGCUGUUUCCCAGCCCCAAGGAGGAUGCAGCCAUCAAGGGCGGCGUGGUGCUGGUCCGCAUGCUGCGCCCCGCGGCCGCCAACACCCCUCUCCAGCUGGUGGCCAGUUACCGAGACCGCACUGCCUUUGUGAGGAAGCGGCCGGCCUCCAACACGACCAGGACCGUCCCUGCUGGGGAUUUAGGCGCCACGGGACCAGGGGCCAGCUACCAGUCCAGCGGCGUCAGGAAGGCCAUUCUGUUGGCGCGCUACACCGACCUCCUGCGUGGCUGGCUGGUGGACCAGUGGCAGGUGGCCAGCAACGCCACCGGCCCCUUGCCCAUCCCGCCGACCCUGUGCCCCGGCUUCCCCACCCUGUUCUGCCCGGGGCCCCAGCUGGAGCCCCUGUCCUUCCUGGCCAGCUUGAGCGGGCAGGUGAGGGACUGCGGGCUGGAGCGCUGGGUCGCGCCCCGGGCCUGCAUCAUCCCCGUCCCCGACGUGGUCAUCGCGCCGCGGCUGGGGGAGUGGGAGCGCCAGAGCUCCCCGCUCAAGAUCUCUGCGGACGCGCGUCGGGCGUUCCAGGAGUUCCUGCCCUACUUCCAGGCCGAGGCCGCCGCGCUGGCUGACGCCUCGCUGGACCAGGAGGUCGCCGUCCUCGAGCAGCUCAUCGCGCUGCCCGUGUCCUAG